UCAAAUACCACGUGGGAGGAUGUUCGUCUAGUCGUUUACCAAAGGGAGAAUAUCUCGCAACAACUACAUGAAUUCACUGCCCAUCCAGUCGUCGAUGUUGUCCACGUAGUUGCUAAACCACGGACUCCAGGUGAACAUCGAAAACAGUUCGUGUGCUAUUGUUGCGGGAUGCAACAUUCUCGUGUUUCUGAGUAUCGCCACAAAGAAAGCAUCUGCCGAAAAUAUGGUAAAAUAGACCACCUAGCCUUCGUAUGUAGAUCGGAACCCGCCCCACCAACCAAUCUCACUCAAUCGAGUCGCCAUAAUAGGCUGCCGCUUACGGAGAAAAACCUGGAAGAUCCAGACAACGCGCUAAAUUCCGUCUGUUUGAAUACCGUAUCACCUAACAAGUGCUCUCCAUAUACGAUUCGUUUGAUGAUCGAGAAAGAACCUUCGAUUUGGAACUGGAUACAGGGGCUGCAGUUAUCAUUAUAA
Molecule: messenger RNA, 474 nt
Organism: Dicrocoelium dendriticum
Lineage: Eukaryota; Metazoa; Platyhelminthes; Trematoda; Plagiorchiida; Dicrocoeliidae
Source: the annotation of a GenBank genome assembly